This is a messenger RNA of Nanorana parkeri, 774 nucleotides long. RefSeq names its product olfactory receptor 5V1-like. The transcript has a single exon. Gene Ontology annotation, molecular function: G protein-coupled receptor activity; olfactory receptor activity. The coding region runs from base 1 to 774 and encodes 257 amino acids. Gene Ontology annotation, cellular component: membrane. Gene Ontology annotation, biological process: G protein-coupled receptor signaling pathway. The record is from RefSeq and is a predicted model, not a curated record. Lineage: Eukaryota; Metazoa; Chordata; Amphibia; Anura; Dicroglossidae.
AUGCUUAUAUUAUCUGGAAACCUUCUACUGAUCCUCAUGGUAAGGCUUAAUUCCCAACUUCAGACACCCAUGUACUUUUUCCUAAGUAACCUCUCUUUCAUCGACAUUUGUUUCUCCUCGAGUGUGGUGCCAAAAAUGUUGGUUAACACAAUAUCAAAGGACCGGAGUAUUAGCUUCUGGGGAUGUGCAUGCCAGAUGUAUUUCCAUUUAGCAUUAGGAUCUACAGAGUGUUUGAUAUUGGCUGUUAUGGCUUAUGAUAGGUAUACUGCUAUUUGCAAGCCUUUACAAUACACUGCUAUCAUGGGCAGAAAAUUUUGCCUAUGGCUCUCUGCUAGCUGUUGGGCCAUCAGUUUCUUUAACUCAUUCAUCUUGACAGUACUCACCUUCCAGUUGCCAUAUUGCAGGUCUAACCACAUUAGCCAUUUUUUCUGUGAGAUGCCACCACUCCUACGACUCUCUUGUAGUGAUAUUUGGCUUAAUGAAGUAGCAGAAUAUAUAUCAGGCAUCCUGAUUGCUCUUGGCUCUUGCUUGUUGAUCUUUGGGUCUUAUCUCUGCAUUGCUAUGACCAUUGUAAAGACUCAGUCAACCAAGGAAAGACAGAAGGCUUUUUCCACUUGUGCUUCUCACAUAUUGGUGGUCUCUCUCUAUUAUGGCACAGUCAUGUUCAUGCACUUAAGACAGCGAUCCAGCUACUCAGCGAAACAGGACAGAAUUGUGUCCAUUCUAUAUACAGUAAUAAUUCCAAUGCUGAAUCCCAUGAUCUACAGCAUAUGA